Messenger RNA from Oldenlandia corymbosa var. corymbosa, 3132 nucleotides. Lineage: Eukaryota; Viridiplantae; Streptophyta; Magnoliopsida; Gentianales; Rubiaceae. The record is from the annotation of a GenBank genome assembly.
GGGAUCCAUCAGUCCACUCAGGUUGGUGAAAUUAAUCUCUUUUUACUCUCAAACACACAUAAAAAAAAAAAAAACACGCACACACACACACAAACUCCUAAACACUUUUUUUCCCUCUUCUGUUGUAGACACCUUUGGGUGGUGUUUUUCUUUUUUUCCUUGUAACUUCAACAGCAAAACACUUUCUUUUUCUCAUACUUCUUCUUCACCUUUCAGUUUCAGCAUCUGUCACGAACUUUCUCUUUUAUCAACUUCUUCCUUAUAUUGGUCCCUAGAAUCUUCAUCAACUAUAGUUUCUUUUCUUUAAAUUCUUUUUUUAUUUUAAUAGUAUUAGCUCCUCUCGCUUUAUUCAUCACGUCAUGAUCAAGAUGAAUACGACCUCGAAACAGUUAUCAUUAAAGCACACUUGGUUUCUGUCAGGAUAAUAAGAUGGCAAAACAAUGGAAAACAACGCUAAUAACAAGUGUAUAUAUGUUGUAGUACCAUAUAACAACGUUGACAGUUAUCCUUCUUCUUCUCCCCUAUCGUUUUCACCAUCUUGUAAUUGCUCCCCUUCUUCAGGCAGUUGUUCUUCUUCAAUGGGAGUGAUCUUUGCAGAAAUGGGUUCUUUAUCCAUUAGUCCCAACAACAACCACCACCAUGGAGGAGGAGGAGGAGGGGUAACUUCUUCUUCUUCUUCUUCACAAGAGAGCUCCUUUUGGGGUUUUCCUUUCUCUGGGAGGAAGUUCCGGCGGCCGGAGGAUCAAGAAGAAGAAGCUGAUCAUCAUCAUCAGAACAGUAUUGAUUUGGGAGAAGAAGGGAAAGAUUCAUCAGAAUGCAGUGGUGGUGGAUUUGGGAUUGAAGCCAUUGAUCUUAAUGCCAGUUGUUUAUUAAGUGCUGAAGAAAAACCUGCAGCUAAUAUUAAUUAUGAGAAUAAUAAUAAUAACAAUAACAGUUCCUCCAAGGUCGACAGAGAUUGUGGCCAAUCAAAGCUGUGUGCCAGGGGACAUUGGAGGCCUGCGGAAGACACAAAGCUUAGAGAACUCGUAGCCCUUUACGGCCCUCAAAACUGGAAUCUCAUUGCUGAAAAAUUAGAAGGAAGAUCAGGGAAAAGUUGCAGAUUGAGAUGGUUUAACCAGCUGGAUCCGAGGAUAAACAGAAGGGCAUUCAGUGAAGAAGAAGAGGAGAGACUAAUGGCGGCACACAGGUUGUAUGGGAAUAAGUGGGCAAUGAUUGCGAGGCUAUUCCCAGGAAGAACAGAUAAUGCAGUGAAGAAUCAUUGGCAUGUGGUAAUGGCUCGGAAAUAUAGAGAGCAAUCCAGUGCUUUCAGAAGGAGGAAGAUGGGUCAGUUCGUGUGUAGAAGAGUUGUAUCAGAUCAUCAUCAUCCUCAUCAUCAUGACCCGAAUAGUAUUGUUAGUGCCACCGUCAAAACUGAACCAAUAACUUCGUCAGCAUCACCGCCGGCUGUGGCGUUUGGUGGUGGUUUUAGUGGUGGCGGAGGGAUGAUUAGCGGCGGCAGAAAUGGUGGUGGCGGUGCGGAAGCGGUUGUAUCAAGCUGUGGCGGCAGUGCAUCAUGUUACUCCCCACAAACAUCUUGUGAUCUCUUUCCUGGUUUGUGUCUUUCUUUUACUUUUGUUUUCUAUUGAUUUAUAUAACGGUUUGUAUGUUUGCUUUCUUCGUGACAGGGAUUUCUGAAUGCAUUUUGUGGACUGUUUUUCUGUGUGUUUGUUUCUCUCCUUCUUUUGCUUUCUUUUUUCACAUUGCUUUUGCUUCUCACAAUUAAAGCUUUGAAAGGGUGUAACUAACUGAUCAGUUAAAGAGAGUGAGAAAAAGGUGUAACUCAUAUUUUAUUUUGGUUCCCUUUGUUAUUCAUCAUUCUAAAAAAAAAUUCUAUACUUCGGAGUUCGCACCUUACUUACGAAUGCAAUUUGUUAAUCGUUGUUAUUAAUCAAAAUAAUUCAUUUUAUUAUACAAUUUUCUCAGCUUAAGUGGACUAGUAUAUAUAAUAACAAAGUGGAGUAUUAAACUGCAAGGACGUUUUCAAUCUAUCCUCCCCAUUGUUAACAAUCACUUUUGACCCUUGGAAUGGAUACUUAUCCAACAGAUCAAUAUUAUUAUUCACUUGUCAUUGUUUGAGCAUAACCUUAUUUUCCCUCAAAAAAUGCACUCUUGUCAUUAUUCUUUUCUUGAUUUUUACACCAAGAGUUUGUUUUGAACCAAAAUUUGUUGUUUUGUUGGCAGGUAGCUGCAGCAAUGGGAUGAUGAGCACUUUCAAUCAGCACAACAGACAUUGGGAAAUGCCAAGGAGAGAUGAUCUUCAUGAAUCCAACAUUUCCUAUCUUUAUAAUCAGCAGCUUCCCUUAAUGAAUGCAAUUCAACAACAGUCACACAGCAGCCAGUACUACUACUACCAUCAUCAUCCACCUAAUAACAUCAACACCACCACCAGCUGCUUCCCUUGUGAUUAUAACCACAAUAGUACAUUAUUUCCUGAAGCAGUUUCAUCAGGCAGCAGCACUGUCUUUGCAUCAUCAUCAUCAUCAUCUUCUGCGCUCAAGGAUGACAGAUUAACCAACCAACAUGACACCAUCUCACCACCACCAUUUAUAGACUUCCUUGGGGUUGGAGCCACAUGAAAAUAGUUUUUCAUGAGUAGUAGUAUUAGAGAGGCAGCAGGCAAUUUUUUUCCUUUUUUUUUUUUUUUUUUGGUUUGUGAGUCAAACAAGUAACAGUGGAAGUUCUUUCUUUUAGUUGUUGGAACAGUGAAACAUCAAAGCCUAUCUUUCAGAGUCAUCAUCAUUCAUCAGUCAUUACCCCUCAGCAAUGUAUUUUAUAUAGAUGUUUCCCCUCUCCCAAUUAAUUGUAGCCUCUUUUUAAGUUGUUUUAACUCCCGCUAAAUAUUCUUCACAUGAUGAGGAACCCGUAUAAUAUUUUGUGACACAAAUUAAGGUUCUUUCACUUUCCAUUUCUCUCUUUUUAACUUUCCACAUUUUUUAGUUCUUUUGCAUGAAAGUGGACAAAGACUGAAGAACAAUUGUGUAAUGAGGUAUCUUAGUACGUUCUAUAUAUGUACAUAUAAUCACUUAUCAUUAAAGUGUAGUAUCACAAUGGCACAAGUGAGUAUGUAAUCUUAUCUUUUUUUUAUGUUCCAAC